Molecule: messenger RNA, 1239 nt
Organism: Aegilops tauschii subsp. strangulata
Lineage: Eukaryota; Viridiplantae; Streptophyta; Magnoliopsida; Poales; Poaceae
Source: RefSeq, a predicted model, not a curated record
AUGACCACGCCGCGCCCCUACCACCGCACAGCUCUGCCGACUCCGCCCGCCCGCUCCUGCUGUGCUCUGCUCCGACGAGCUCCGCGCCCGCGUCGCCACGCAGCAGCAGCUGCGCUGCCGCUCACCGUUGCGGCUUGUCGCACGCACUGCCCGCCGCUCUCUCACGCCCCUGUCUCUGCCCCGUGCCCCCCUCACUCCGCUCUCGCCGCAUACGGUCGCGUCGCACUGCCCGUGCCCCGUUCGCCCCGCGCGGCCACUGCAUCGCGUUCGCCGGCGCGCCUUCCCCGCUCUGGCCGUCGAGGCCCUCACCCGUCGUGGCCUCCUUCGGUCUCCCCUGUCCGCUUACGCCGCCAGUCAUCACCGUCCCACGCCGUGCGGCUCGCCUUGGCUACCGUGCUCGUCACCGCUUCCUUGCCAUCGGAUCGGGGCCCGACCACGCACGUCGCCCCGCCGCUGGACCUCGAUGCCGCCCGUAACGCCUCCGCCUCGGUCACCCCGUCGCCGUCCUCUUCGCCAUCACCGUCGUCGUUGCUUCCACGUCCUCCUCCCCAUGGGUCGCCCCCGAGCCUCACCGCCCUCUUCUCAGCAAACGCGGGUGAGGCCCCCGGCCUCCUCUCCCCCUCGCCCCGCGCUCACCACGACCACGCUGCGCCCCUACCACCGCACAACUCUGCCGACUCCGCCCGCCCGCUCCUACUGUGCUCUGCUCCGACGAGCUCCGCGCCCGCGUCGCCAUGCAGCAGCUGCUGCUUCUUCGCUGCGCUGCCGCUCACCGUUGCGGCUUGUCACACGCACUGCCCGCCGCUCUCUCACGCCCAUCUCUCUGCCCCGUGCCCCCCUCACUCCGCUCUCGCCGCAUAUGGCCGCGUCGCGCUGCCCGUGCCCCGUUCGCCCCGCGCGGCCACUGCAUCGCGUGCGCCGGCGCGCCUUCCCCGCUCUGGCCGUCGAGGCCCGCACCCGCCGUGGCCUCCUUCGGUCUCCCCUGUCCGCUUACACCGCCAGUCAUCACCGUCCCACGCCGUGCGGCUCGCCUUGGCUACCGUGCUCGUCGCCGCUUCCCUGCCGUUGUCCCGACCCUGCACUGGCCGCGCCACCCCUCCCGCUUCGCCCCUCACCGCCGGCCCCAGGCCACCGGCCUUCCCCUGCACCGGUGCCCUGCCAGGUCCGCCGCCCCGCGCGCCCCUGGGCGUGCGCCCGAACGAACGGGUGCUGGGCGCCCGUUGCGCUCGAACCCGCUAA